ACAGAAAAAAUCUGCAGGAAAUUUGGCGAGAAGGGGAACGCAGCCGGUGGUUCGCUACGAGAAUAUGUUCGCCUACAUGACCAAAGACGCGACUGGAGGCCAUAAGGGCGCCGCGCCCAAGCCCCAGCAGGAACCGAAGAAGUCCGGCCAGCAGCAGCAGCAGCAGCGCCUGGUUAACCUCAGGAACAAAGUCCUUUUCAGCGAUCGGGACGAGGCGAAGCUUAUCAUCGACCUGGAACGCCAACUUGCGGACAAACAGGUCAACAUGGCUGACCUGAGGCGGACGAUGUAUGACCUGGAUCGUGACCGGAACGACUUCCUCUCCGGGGAACAGGUCAAAACCGCCCUGCAGCGGUGCAACGUCGACCUGCCCCCUGACCUGCUCGCCCGCCUCAUGCUGGCCACGGACCGCACGGGCGCCGGCAUGCACAAGAUCGAGGCCCUCAUGAACUAUCUCACCAAAGUCAAGCCCGAAGCCCAUGGUAUCAUGAUAGGCAGCAGAUACGAACCCCCGGUGGCGAGAGGAGGGCGGGGGUCGACCUUCCAGAGUCAGGCGUCUUUGCAGCCCUCGUGGGGGGCGCCGACCCUGCCGCUGCAACAGUUGCCAGCGAAGACGGACUACCUACCUGACGAAGGCUUCAUCGAGGCUGAGGCUCCAGGGUCGGUCUCCCGCGCCCCCUCCCUGGCCCCCUCCCCGACGCCCUUCCAGCCUGCGAAUUCUCCCGUAGGACCGGGGGAGGCGCUGGAGGAGGAGGAGGAGGAGGACCAGGAGCCCUUCAACAUGCACAAGUGGAGUGAGGACUAUACGCACCUCGCCCAGGCCGUGUACGGGGCCGACCACGACCAGUCGGGGUACAUGCCACCGGAGGAGGUUCGCCACGUGGCCUCCACCUACAACCUCGUCUACAACCUCAACAUCUCGGAGGCGUCGUUGACCUCGGCCAUCUCGUCGGCCACUGACCCGAGCUACGGCGAGGUCAACCUUGAGUACUUCGUCGCCAGCCUCCAAGACCUUCACUUCCAGGAGAAGGGAGCGUAUUGAGUACAAACUUCGGACAGGUUGGCGACUGCGCGACCGUUAUGGUUUUAUUUUUGAAUUUUAUCAUCAUUCUGUUUAUUUAUUUGUUUUACUGAUUUUAUUUAUUUAUUUUUGAGGGGGCCUUUAUUUGCAGUCUUUUCGUGUGUGUGUCUUAUUGUUAUCAUUAAGAUUUUUUUUUUUUUUUUACUUAAUUUAUAUUUCACUCUUGUUUGUGGAAGAUUAUGUCGAUAUAUUUGUUUUCUCUCAUUCUCCUUCUUUCCUCGUUCUCUUCUCUGCAUCUUUUCUAAUUCCCUUUUUUUCGAUAUUCGUAAAGAUGCUUAAAGAUAAUUCAGGGAUGAGGAGAACGAGCGUAAAUUAAUUAUGGAGAUCGGUCUUCACUCUUUAUCAGUUUUUGUCUGUCCUAACUAUUGAUAUACCUGAAUCUAUCUUAAGGAGAAUGUACCACGAAGCAUUCUCUCUUUUUUUUUUAGAUUAAUAAUUCAAAUUACAUAUAAAAUUUAUUCUAAUUAUCAUCCCGUUGAAGGGAUACGAACUCACUCACUUUUGCAGCUGAGUGAGAGUUCGAAUCUAGCAUGCGUGAAGAUAAUGCUACAAACAUUAUCAUAUUUAUACAUUUCUUAUAUAUUUAAGAGUAAAUUGGUCUUACUCGGACGGAAAUGUUAGAAAGAGAGUAUAGUAGUAUUGUUUUGAAGUAAAGAGUAAAGUCAUUCUGUUUUUGUCUAGUGGUUUGUGGGUUUAUCUCUCUCUCUCUCUUUCUUUUUCUCUU
This is a messenger RNA of Penaeus vannamei (Pacific white shrimp), 1805 nucleotides long. The record is from RefSeq and is a predicted model, not a curated record. NCBI's taxonomy places the organism in Eukaryota, Metazoa, Arthropoda, Malacostraca, Decapoda, Penaeidae.